UUACAACACAUGCAGAGUUGAUGCUUAUCGUAUUAUCCUCUUACAAGGAUCGCUUUGAGGAUAUAUAAGGAAGAAUUGACCAUUUGUAGCACAGUUGAUCACUGACCUUUGAACCAUGAAGACGUUUUUAGUUCUCGCCAUCUGCUUUGUUGCUGCCCAGUCCCUGACGGACGAGCAGAAAGAGCGUCUGAAGAAGCACCGCUCGGAGUGUUUGGCGGAGACCAAGGCUGACGAGCAGCAAGUCAACAAACUCAAAUCUGGUGACUUUAAGACGGAGAAUGAGUCACUGAAGAAGUACGCUCUGUGUAUGCUGAUCAAGUCGGAGCUGAUGACCAAGGAUGGCAAGUUCAAGAAGGAUGUGGCCCUCGCCAAGGUCCCUAACGCAGCUGACAAACCAGUAGUCGAGAAGUUGAUAGACAACUGCCUGGCCAACAAAGGCAACACACCACACCAGACUGCCUGGAACUACGCCAAAUGCUACCACGAGAAAGACCCCAAACACUCCAUUUUCCAAUAAACUACCCUCCAAUACCAAAAACAACAUCUAACACACUAGCCCAUACAAACUAAGCCCAAAUGAUCGCGAUUUGUAUAAGAAAACUUACACUUUUCGAAUUGUCAGCAAAUAAUCGUAAAUGUCAUCAGCAAAAUUAAAUUAGUAGGUAGUAGAAAAUGAGUAUUAUUCCGUAGACGCGAUGAAAAUCCACUAAUAAGUGGAAUUUUCUUUGCUGACAAUACUGACAACACGAUAUUAUAAUCCUAAACUUCGCACACAUUCCAAUAUUUUUACGAUUGCUGGCAUCUUGACAAAUCACUGUAAUGACAUCAAAUUUCAACCAAAUUACGAUGUUGCCAUCAAUUUUUAAAAUCACCUUAUUAAAGUUUUCUCAUACAAAUGCAUUUCUACUUCGCAUUUUUAGGAUAGUUUUGCCAAACUUAAAUUCUAACAUGUAACUGCCGACACGAAUUUAUAAAAAAAAUAAAGUUUAAUUUGGUAUAA
This is a messenger RNA of Bicyclus anynana (squinting bush brown), 1000 nucleotides long. RefSeq names its product general odorant-binding protein 56a. Gene Ontology annotation, molecular function: odorant binding. Bases 116 to 517 code for a protein of 133 amino acids. NCBI's taxonomy places the organism in Eukaryota, Metazoa, Arthropoda, Insecta, Lepidoptera, Nymphalidae. The record is from RefSeq and is a predicted model, not a curated record. The transcript has 4 exons. Gene Ontology annotation, biological process: sensory perception of smell.